AUGUAUUUUGCUAUCCUGAUAACAAUUUUAUGUGGACUCUCAGGAGCAAGGAAUCAAAGAGGAUCUCAAAAACUAGAAAGUGAAUCUGGAGCCACAGAAAAUUACAGGGAUGACACGAAGGAUUAUUUCGAUACCAACAAAGAUCUGUCUGCUUCGGAUAUUAGAUUGGCCUUUCAGAACUUUAAAUGGACCAGUAGACAUGAUAAAGAAAAGCCAGUGAAGAAAAAUGUUACCCUGAACACCGUGGAAUCGUUCUGGUCAAUGUAUCACCAUGGUAACCUUCAGGAUGCUUCUGAUAGUCAGACAGUUCUGAGUUGCACUGAGAAUAAUAUUCCUCAAGUAGACAAGAAUCAAUUUUUGGGGCAUGCUAAUGUUGAAAAUAUACAAACAUGGACUGAGAAACUCCAUACAUAUCCGAUUGUAUUUGGCAAUGUCAUAUUGAACAAAGUCGCUAAGUUAAGUGAGAAUUUACUUCCUCACGAAUUCAUUCAAUUACUAGUGAGGAUAUUCUCUGUUUCAAAAGAGAUAUUUCUUGUUGAUUCGUCCAUUGAUAGCUUAAUGCAAUCAUAUUUUGAAGCCAUUUGGCCAAGACCAAAAGAAUUGGUAGAGGAAGUAUGUAAAGCUGGUAAAUUGAUGUGUUAUGAUAUAAAACAGAUACAGGUGUGGAAUGAAGAGAGAUUUGUUUUACAAGUGACCAUAAAGAAUCAUCAGAGACAACUUCACCCUCAUUUCUGUGUUCAAUAUCAACAAGGUGAAGAUUGUUAUUUAGAAUACAGUCUUAACAAUACAAAAGUUAUCAAUCAACAAAAUAUAACCCUUGUAGAGAAUAUUAAUGAUAAUUAUAUACCCCUUGAUAUUUUACUGUAUCAUACAGUAAUAAGUGAGAAAUGUCUAGAAGAAUUACUAAUAAAGUUAUUAAAGAAAGAUUUGUUUGAUAAUGAUAUUAGAAAUAUUAUGUUAGAUGGUGAAUAUAUCACAUAUCACUCAAAUUGGAAUGGUGAAAGACAACAAGAUCAUGAAGUCAAUUGGGUAAAAACACAUGUGUUGAAGAAAACAGGAACAAUUAAAAUUCCUAAUGAAAUCAUAACAGCAGAAAUUAAUAAACCUAGUCUUAUAAAUGAUUCUGGUCCACAAGUCAGAACUGGUGUUGGAAAAAUACAGCAAAGUUAUUACGAAACCAUAAAAGAUAUAACUGAUACAGUUUUAACUCGUGAAGAGAAACAAGUCCAACUAGGCUUAUUAUACUUGACUGAAUCUUUUGAAGACCCAACUAGAAGGGCACCAAGAUUACGGUAUAGACUCCAGGGCAUUAAACCAGUAACCAGCAAAUCACAAAAUAAUUUGAAAUUAAGGAAAAGAAUUAAUGAUACAUUUCCUCUAUCAUCAAUAGUUGAAAAACUCCAGGAAAAUAGAGUUCUUCCAGGAAAUAAUUCCAAUACAAUUCCACUAAAUCAUAUUGAACCAAACUUGAGGGUUUCAAGGAAUAGUGUACUCAAUGUAUUAAAGAACAAGGUCAAGUUAAGAGAAAAAGAUUUAAAUACAUCACAUGCUCCAAGACCCAUUUUUAAAAAGAGAAAUUUAUUAUCAAUAUCUAAGCAUACCAAAAAUUCCAUCAAUAGGUUUUUGAAAUCCCGCAAACUUAUACCAGGGGGUGAACGAUACUCUAGUCACAAAUCUCGAAAGAGCUCAAUUACAAAUCAGAAAGAUUUCCAAAACAGUGGAGAAGAGUUUGAUAAGCUAUGGUCCAUGGUUAGAAAAGACAUACCCCAUAUAUUGGGUCACACCAGAAAGAGGGAUGUGUUAAUCUAUGGAGAAGAGGCCUAUUGUAUGUUGAGUUGUAAACUGUCCAUGGUGUAUCCUUUAGCUAGUAUUAUAACUAUAGUGCCUCAACAAGAUAACUUCAAAAAAUGUUUAAAUAUGGGGGAUAAUCUACCUCACAGGUCUAAUUUAGUAUUUCAUACGAAGUUGGACUCUUCACUAAUAAACCAAAUCUACAGUCUACCUCAGAUGUUAGAUUUACAGAUCUUAGGAAUGGACAUCUUGACCAAUAUGAUAACUACAGGACAUGGUUUUCUACUUUAUCUUGGUAAAUUAUUAACACAAGCCAAAACAACUAUUUUAGAGUUACCAUCUGUUUACCAUCUACAACAAGCACUCGAUAUUGUUGCACAAUUCAAGACAAUUGACCAUAACAACACUACUGGUAUAAAAUAUUCUGUUCAGGGAAUGAUACACCAAGCUCUACAGAUAGUACAAGCAGAUUAUUAUCCCGUAAAAAUCUUUAACAGCAGAUCAUAUAACAAUAGCAUAGUUCUGAUACAGUUGAACUCUUUUAAUAAAAAGAUUCAAACUAACUGCAAGGGUACAGACAGUAGUAUUAUGAAAUAUAAUUAUAAUUCUGGUGUAAUUAUUGAUCAAGAUUUGUUACAACCUGGAAUAAGUCUACAAUAUAUUUUAAUUCUGAAACUUCAUCCUGUUGCUAGAAGUUCUCUGUUUAAGGAAUAUCUAAAGCUACCAAUAAUUAGAGAUAUGUGUCCAAUCAAUAUAUUAUGGUCAAAUCAAACAUUAAUACAUCGACAAUUACAAUUACAAGUUGAUGACAUCAGUAUUAUACAGCAAAGAGUAGAUGAUUUAAAAUCUGAAAUUAAAGAUGAACAGUUUCUAUUUAUAGAUUUCAAUAACAAUGAUUAUAACAAAAUGACAACAUAG
Lottia gigantea (owl limpet) is the source of this 2709-nucleotide messenger RNA. RefSeq lists its product as hypothetical. The record is from RefSeq and is a predicted model, not a curated record. NCBI's taxonomy places the organism in Eukaryota, Metazoa, Mollusca, Gastropoda, Lottiidae. The coding region runs from base 1 to 2709 and encodes 902 amino acids. The transcript is spliced from 19 exons.